Molecule: messenger RNA, 1448 nt
Organism: Ectocarpus siliculosus
Lineage: Eukaryota; Phaeophyceae; Ectocarpales; Ectocarpaceae
Source: the annotation of a GenBank genome assembly
UUUUUGUUAUUAUGCAUAUGGGACAGGCCGAUGUUCGUCAACAACACGAACUGCUGACUGCCGCUGGCACCGCUCGUUGAUUGUUGGUGGCACAGCCAAGCUUGUUGCUCACGAAGGUGUUGUCUGUUAGAGCCAGGUACCCGUGGUUACAAGCACACGGAGUGUAUAGGUUUGCGGGCUGCACACCAUGUUGAGGUUGCGGUCUGCGGCCAUCGUCUUCACCACGCUCUGCGCUUUGAGCGGGAUCGCCACGGGCAGUCCCGCUCUUGCGUCCCAGCAGCAGUGGACAGAUACGCGGUUGCAUGGAGUGCCAGUGCUUCCGCUUGUACAGGGAGCACGUGGUGGAGCGGGUCAAGACAGUGUCCCCAAAGAGCUAGGGGCAGGGCUACGCCCUCGAGAGUCGUACCAUAUUUCCCGCAAGACUUUCCACUUCUCGACCAUCAUGGCGUUCGCCGUCGUCUACAGCGCCAAGCUCCCGCAGAGGGACUUCGCGAGAGGCAUGGCGGCUCUAGAUGCGUGCGUGCUCGCGGGCGAACUGGCCAGGCUGCGAGUGGACGUGGUCAACAGAGUCUUGUUUCGGGUGUUCGGUGCUUUCAUGCGGGCGCAUGAGCUCAAGAAGUUCAGCGGAAUCAUGUACUGCCUUGCAGGUCUCGGGAUAACGUCGGCGAUGUUCCCGAAGCACAUUGCCCUGCUGGGAAUGCUCCAACUCGCCCUCGGCGACCCCGUGGCCGCGCUCUGCGGACACGCCACUCGGUCCGUCGGUUGGUCUCGAGUGGGGACCGGCAAGGGCCUCCUAGGGGCUCUCGGCUGCGCGACGGCGCUAACGCUAGCCAAUUCCUUCGUGCUGGCCAAGGCGAGGUUCGAGUCGGGGGCGCCGACGCUCCGCCGAAUCGUGCUGGCCGGUGGGAUGAUCGCGGCGUGGGCGGCGGCGGUGGAGGUGAGCGUCCCGAGCCCCCAGAAGACGCUCCCCUGUGAAGGCUUCCCGCUGGCGUUCGAUGACAACGCGGCGCUGCCGGUGCUGGGCGCGAUGGGCGCGGCGGUAGUGUUUCGUGUGCUCGGGCUGGGGAGCUGCGAGCUGCGACCGUGGCUGUUUGGUUGAGUAAAGGGUUAGUUUCUAGCAUUUUUUUCUGUUCUUGAGGUAUAUUUUACGUGGUGUUCGUGGAUGAGCCUUGAAGGAGGAGCAGGUUGUCUUGUAGAAUCUGUGCGGGCGCGUUGUGGGUAGGUACGAUAGUAAAGUUUAGGUAAGUAAGGGUGGAAAUUUAAUUGUUUUAAACUUCACCGUCUGGUGACGCCGUCCGAAACGGAGCGAAUGAAGGAGGGUUAACGUUCGAGUACUGUAAGUCUGGACAGCAUUCCCCCACCUGCACGUACAUGUGGAUGUUUUUCGUGUUUGACCUGCUCAAGGAAGGAUGAUCGUCUAGGCCUUGUAAAGCCAUGCUUUUCACCGC